Marmota monax (woodchuck) is the source of this 6670-nucleotide messenger RNA. RefSeq lists its product as uncharacterized. NCBI's taxonomy places the organism in Eukaryota, Metazoa, Chordata, Mammalia, Rodentia, Sciuridae. The record is from RefSeq and is a predicted model, not a curated record. The transcript has a single exon. Gene Ontology annotation, molecular function: zinc ion binding; RNA-DNA hybrid ribonuclease activity; aspartic-type endopeptidase activity. Gene Ontology annotation, biological process: DNA integration; proteolysis; virion assembly.
ACCUCAAGACCCAGGCCCAGCAUUAGAUGACCAAACCCCUAGGCCUCAAAGCUGCAAGACACAUCCUCACCCAACCCCCAUGUCAAAACCCCUCCAGCAGCAUGUAGCACCUCAGGUGUUGCACAAUGUUACCACAAGAUGUUCCAUGUAGAUAACCCUAACGGGCCCCCUAUCACAAGAUGUUCCUUUUAGACAGUCCUACUGGUUAAACUUGAGAACUAGGUUUAAAAACAGGAACUGAAAGGACAGAAUGCAAUUUUAUGGUUUUUCUGAGAACAAAAAGUUGAAAAACAAGUUUACCCCCCUAGGUGACUCAACUGCUGAAUUCAGAGGGACCAAUAGGAAGGCUGUUGCUGUGCUAAGCUAAGACCUAACCCACCUGUUCCCUAUAAAAGAUCUAUACCCCAAAGCUCGGUGUGCCAGCUCAUCGAAGCUCUGGCUGAGGUUUUGCUGUGCACCCGCAGGCGCCUGUGUGAGAAUAAACGCCUCCUGCUUUUUGCAGCCAGUGUCUCGUGUGGUUCAUUCCGGGUUUGGGAUCUGUGGAUAUUUCAUUGUGGAGGUUCCACCGAGAUCCAAGAUCCCGGUUCCGGUUCCGAUCCCGGUCCCUAUCCGGAGGACACCCGACAUCACUGGGAGGUAAGCUGGCCAGCUCAAACUGACUGUCUUGUUGUCCUGUUGGUUAUCUGUUCUUUGUUCCGCGCAGCGUCUGUAAGACUAUAUGAUCCUAGGCAUAGUCAUUUAGUAUUCUGAGUAUUCUGAGGCAGUUCUGUCAUUUAGUAUUCUGAGGCAGCUUGAGAAGGAGUUGACGAACUCGGACUUCUCCCCUGCCACCCUGGGAGACGUCCCAGGGAUCAGAAGGGUCCAUUUCUUUGGGGCCCCCGGUGUUUCCGAGGGUUACACCAUUUUUGUAGGCGACAAAGAAGUACAAACUUCUCCCAGGCCAUCUGAUUUGUUCGGUUUCCACCGAAGCCGCGCAGCGAUCUCACUGUUUGGUUUCGUUUUUGUGUCAUUGUGUCUGUCUCUCUAUUUCCUCUCUGAAAGUAACAUGGGACAAUCACUAACAACCCCUUUGAGCCUAACUCUAGAUCAUUGGCAAGACGUUCAAGAUCGGGCAGACAACCUGUCCGUGGCAGUCAAAAAGAAAAAAUGGAAAACUCUCUGUACUUCAGAAUGGCCAACAUUCAACACCAGCUGGCCAGCAGAAGGGACUUUUAAUACUGAUCUUAUUUUCCAGGUGAAAACCCGAAUCUUCACCCAUGGUCCUCAUGGACACCCUGACCAGAUACCCUACAUUGUUACCUGGGAGGACUUAGCCUCCAACCCCCCCCCUUGGGUUGCUCCUUUCUCUCCACCCAAACCCCCUCUCCGUCCUCCCCUUGAACCCUCUGCUCCCCUCAUUCCACUUCCCCCUCCCCAAACCUCUCAUCUUUACCCUGUUCUUAACAAAUCUGAGACCUCAGUUAAAACAGGGACAACACCAAAGAAGGUUCUACCGCCGGAGGACUCAACUCUAAUUGACUUGCUGACUGAUGAGCCUCCUCCCUAUCAGCCCCAGCCCUUACAAGCCCCUGAACCUGAUCAAGCAUCCUCCGAGGACGAGAACCAAGAAGGCCCAGUCGCCAAUGCUCCCCCGGAUCCUUCUCCCAUGGUGGGACGGCUCCGGGGACGCCGGGAUCACACCGCCUCAGGAGACACCUCCAGAGUUCUCCCCCUGCGACAGACGGGAGGCCCCAAUGGCCAAUAUCAGUAUUGGCCUUUUUCUGCCUCUGACCUCUAUAACUGGAAAACCCAUAACCCUUCCUUUUCUAAAGACCCUACAGCUCUAACCUCUUUGAUUGAGUCUAUCCUAGUAACUCAUCAGCCAACAUGGGAUGACUGCCAGCAGCUCCUGCAAAUUCUCCUCACUUCAGAGGAGAAACAAAAAGUUCUUUUGGAAGCUCGCAAAAAUGUGCCAGGGGACGAUGGGCGUCCCACCCAACUCCCAAAUUUGAUUAAUGAAGCUUUUCCUUUAACCCGGCCAAACUGGGACCAUGCGACUGAAGCAGGUAGGGACCACCUACGUCUCUAUCGCCAGUUACUCAUAGCGGGUCUCCAUGCAGCAGGGCGACGACCCACUAAUUUGGCUCAGGUAAGACAGACUACCCAAGGGGCAACAGAAACCCCGACAGCAUUUCUAGAAAGAUUGAAAGAGGCAUAUCGGAGGUUUACUCCUUUUGAUCCUGAUAGCGAGGACCAAAAAGGAAAUGUAUCUAUGGCUUUCAUUUGGCAGUCCGCCCCAGAUAUCAGGUCUAAAUUGCAGAGACUAGAUAACUUGCAAGAUUUUUCUCUGGCAGACUUACUGAAGGAAGCCGAAAAGAUAUAUAACAAAAGAGAAACUCCAGAAGAACGAGAGGACAGGAUCAGAAAGAUGCAGGAAGAACGAGAACUUAAGCUUAGAGAGGAAUCAGACAAAAAAGAAAGGGAAAGAGAACAAAGGCGUAACAGGGAACUAAGUAAAAUAUUGGCCACCGUAGUUCAGGCAGGACAUCAGGGAAACAAAGUAAACAGGGACAGGGAGCAAAGCAGACCCCGUGUAGACCGAGAUCAAUGUGCCUACUGCAAGGAAAAAGGACACUGGGUAAAAGACUGCCCAAAGAGACCCCCCAACCCCAGGAGAGAUACCAACCGGGCUCCCCGACUGCUAACAUUAGAUGAGGAUUAGAGGAGUCAGGGCCAGGAGCUCCCCCCUGAGCCCCGGGUAACUCUACAAGUAGGGGAGCAACCUGUGACCUUCCUAGUGGAUACCGGAGCCCAACACUCAGUGCUGACACAGACACCAGGACCCAUGAGCCACAAAACGACGUGGGUCCAAGGUGCCACUGGGAGUAAACCCUACCGGUGGACCACCACGAGAGAAGUACACCUUGCCACAGGUAAGGUUUCUCAUUCGUUCCUACACGUGCCUGACUGUCCGUAUCCACUGUUGGGAAGAGACUUAUUGGCUAAAUUGAGAGCCCAAAUUUAUUUUAAAGAUGGGGGCGUCUCCAUCACGGGGCCAAACCAGACUCCAUUACAUAUAUUGACUUUCAAAUUGGAAGACGAAUAUAAACUUUUUGACAAGCCCUCGGUACCUAUGAAAGACAUGGACUAUUGGCUUAGUUCCUACCCGGAGGCCUGGGCUGAAACCGGAGGAAUGGGAUUGGCAAAACAACGGCCCCCAAUAGUCAUUCAUCUGAAGGCCGCUGCUACUCCCAUUAAUAUCAAACAAUAUCCUAUGUCAAGAGAGGCCUAUCAGGGCAUCAAGCCGCAUAUCAAACGCCUCCUAGACCAAGGCAUCCUAACACCUUGCCAAUCGCCCUGGAACACCCCACUACUACCAGUUAAAAAGCCGGGGACUAAUGAUUACAGACCAGUCCAAGACUUAAGGGAAGUUAACAAGAGGGUAUGCGAUAUCCACCCCACAGUGCCAAAUCCUUACAAUCUCCUUAGCACUUUGCCUCCUACUCAUACUUGGUAUACUGUUCUGGAUCUGAAAGAUGCUUUUUUCUGCCUAAGACUGUCUCCCCAAAGUCAGGCUCUCUUCGCAUUUGAAUGGAAAGAUCCAGAAGGGGGAAUCUCUGGACAGCUGACCUGGACGAGACUGCCACAAGGAUUUAAAAACAGCCCAACACUCUUCGAUGAGGCUUUGCAUCAGGAUUUGGCAGACUUCCGUGUAAGGCACCCUUCCCUAAUCAUGCUCCAAUAUGUAGAUGACAUCUUGCUGGCUGCGACCUCCGAGGAAGAUUGCCAGGCAGGUACGGAGAAAUUAUUGCAAACUUUGGGGCUACUAGGGUAUAGGGCGUCAGCAAAGAAGGCCCAAAUCUGUCAGACAAAAGUUACCUAUCUGGGCUAUGAACUCCAUGAUGGUCAACGAUGGUUGACAACUGCCAGAAAAGAGACUAUCUCAAGUAUACCAACCCCCCAGAGUCCCAAGCAACUGCGGGAAUUCCUGGGGACCGCAGGUUUCUGUAGACUCUGGAUUCCUGGGUUUGCUGAGAUAGCAGCCCCCUUGUAUCUACUAACUAAGCAAGGUAACUCCUUUGCUUGGACUAAGGAACAUCAAUUGGCAUUUGAUAACAUCAAAUUGGCUCUUCUGUCAGCCCCUGCUUUGGGCUUACCGGACAUUACCAAGCCCUUUGAUCUGUUUAUAGAUGAAAAACGGGGAUAUGCAAAAGGGGUUUUAACCCAAAAACUAGGGCCCUGGAGGCGACCUAUAGCCUACCUGUCAAAGAAAUUAGAUCCAGUGGCAGCAGGAUGGCCACCAUGCCUCCGGAUGAUUGCAGCUGUGGCUCUGCUGAUUAAGGAUGCCACUAAACUGACUUUGGGACAGCCAUUAACCCUGUUAACCCCUCAUGCCAUCGAAACUGUGAUUCGCCAGCCGCCUGAUCGCUGGAUGUCAAAUGCCCGACUCACCCAUUACCAGUCUUUGUUAUUGGACACCGACCGAAUUCAGUUUGGUCCCAUGGUGACGCUGAAUCCAGCGACCCUCCUGCCGCUCCCAGGAAAAGCCGAUCCUCACAACUGUCAGCAGAUUCUUGCAGAGACACAGGGAACCCGGCCGGACCUCACCGACCAACCGAUGAAGGAUGUGGAGCUGGUCUGGUACACAGAUGGAAGCAGUUAUCUGCUCAAUGGAGAACGACGAGCAGGAGCAGCCGUCACCACCGAAUCUGAGGUAAUAUGGGCGAGUGCACUUCCGGGCGGAACAUCAGCUCAGCGGGCAGAACUGAUAGCGCUGACUCAAGCGUUAAAGUUGGCAGAGGGGAAGAAACUAAACGUGUACACUGACAGUAGAUAUGCCUUUGCUACUGCUCACAUACACGGAGAAAUUUACAGACGCCGGGGUCUACUAAGCUCAGAAGGAAAAGAGAUCAAAAAUAAGGCUGAAAUAUUAGCCUUACUUAAAGCUUUAUUCUUGCCUAAAAAGUUAAGUAUCAUGCAUUGCCCCGGUCAUCAAAAAGGUAAUACUCCAGAGGCCAAAGGGAACAGAUUAGCAGAUGAAACGGCCAAGAAAGCAGCCCUAGGGCCACAGCUUUUGAUAGUGACUCUAUUGCCCCAACGAGCAGACCCACCACAUGAUGACCAUGAAGAACACUGGGUCUAUGAAGAUAAAGAUUUAGAUGCCAUACAAAAACUGGGGGCCACUUAUGACCCCGGGAAAAAUGUCUGGAAAUAUCAAGGAAAGACUAUCAUGCCCCUCAAAAAUUCAAAACAAUUAGUAAAGUCCCUACACAGACUAACACACCUUGGGGCUAAAAAGAUGAAGGAGCUCUUAGAGCGUGGGGAAGGUACUUUAUAUCUUCCAAACAGGGAUCAACUUCUGCGCCAAGAAGCAGAAAACUGUCAAGCAUGUGCCCAGGUAAAUGCUGGUAAGAUCAAAAUUGGAACAGGGAUCCGGGUAAAAGGCCAUAAGCCCGGAACCCAUUGGGAAAUAGACUUCACUGAAAUUAAACCUGGUAUGUAUGGCUACAAAUAUCUUCUGGUUUUUGUUGACACUUUCUCUGGAUGGACCGAGGCAUUCCCAACUCGGCAUGAGACUGCUAAGGUGGUUGCAAAGAAAUUACUGGAAGAAAUCUUUCCCAGGUAUGGAGUACCCGGGACCAUUGGGUCAGAUAACGGGCCUGCCUUUGUCUCCCAGGUAAGUCAGAUGGUGGCCAAUACAUUGGGGAUUAAUUGGAAAUUACAUUGUGCUUAUAGACCCCAAAGUUCAGGACAGGUAGAAAGGAUGAAUAGAACCAUCAAGGAGACUCUAACUAAAUUAACGCUUGAAACUGGCACUAGAGACUGGGUACAACUCCUACCUUUAGCUUUAUACCGGGCCCGAAACACCCCAGGCCCACAGGGGCUAACCCCAUUUGAGAUUUUGUACGGUGCACCACCACCUGCUGUUAACUUUUAUGAAACUGAAACUUAUGCCUCCCUCACCCCAUCUAUGCAGACUCAUUUGCGUGCCUUGCAGUUGGUCCAGAACGAGGUUUGGAAGCCUCUAGCCGCAGCAUACAAGGAGGAACUCAAAACCCCCUCGCUGCCACAUCCCUUCAAAGUCGGAGACACCGUCUGGGUACGCAGGCACCAGAGCAAGAACCUCGAACCGCGGUGGAAAGGACCUUACACCAUCCUGCUGACCACUCCCACUGCAAUCAAAGUGGACGGCAUCACCGCUUGGAUCCACGCUUCCCACGUGAAAGCUGCACAUCCGCAGGAGCCCACAGACGCCUCUCUGGAUCCAGAAUGGAAACUGCAACGCACCCAAAACCCGCUAAAGAUAAGACUUACACGUUGUUAAUCACUCUUGCUCUCUACGCUACUCCCCUCGUCCUAGGUAGUAAUCCCCAUACCCCCAUGAAGUUGACUUGGCAGGUGUAUUCCGAAACCGGAAAAAUAAUUUGGUCUAUUACAGCAGCCCACAUCCCUGGCACAUGGUGGCCUAUUUUGACCCCAGACUUUUGUCAACUAGCCGCUGAAUCAGACUCUUGGGAUAUUCCCGGCAACUCACAUGACCUCAGUACUUAUUGUUCUACCCCCAUAACGAGAUGCAGACUGGGUCAACAUGACUUUUACGUUUGUCCCAAAGAAGGGAGAAACCGAACCCAAGCACGUAGAUGUGGAAAUUAUAAAACAUACUUUUGCUCCUCCUGGGGCUGUGAAACUA